This is a messenger RNA of Drosophila hydei, 3239 nucleotides long. RefSeq names its product protein windpipe (gene wdp). The transcript is spliced from 2 exons. Lineage: Eukaryota; Metazoa; Arthropoda; Insecta; Diptera; Drosophilidae. Bases 330 to 2393 code for a protein of 687 amino acids. Gene Ontology annotation, molecular function: protein binding. The record is from RefSeq and is a predicted model, not a curated record.
CGGCGUUAAGCUUUCCCAUCGAACGGUCGCGCGUGUGUGUGUGUGUGUCUGUUCCAGCCAGACAGCCAGCCAGCCCAGCCUGCUAGCUAGUUAAACACUAGUUAGUUUCGCCGCGUUACGCAGCUGUGACAGUCAACAAAAGCGCUGCAUAAAAUCUGACUAUAAAGAUUUGAUUAUUGUUGUCGUUAUUUGUUGGCCGUUGAUCGUUCAAAUCACGCGACGCCCGCACACUUAACGCCGCCACCGCCGCCGCCCACCCCAAGUGUUGAUCCUCACAGCCGCCUUCGCUCUGUGUUAGUCAAGAGCGAAUCAAGCAUUAGAGAUCAGCCAUGGAGCGCUUGAACUUGUUCGCUUUACUGGCCCUGUUGCUAUGCCUGUGUGCUGCAGAUAAACCUGGCGCAUACUGUCCCGAGGACUGCAGCUGUUCCCUGUCGCAGCACACACACAAGCCUCUGCUGCACGCCAAGUGCAAUAGUACGAAUGGCUUGAAGUUGACGGACAAGCCGCUGCCUGCUACAACACCCAUACAUUCCAUUGAUCUGUCCUAUUUGGGUUUGACGCGUAUGGGUCAUGUGCUGGAUGGGCUGACCAAUUUGACCUCGGCGGAUUUGUCGCACAACGAGCUGCAUGACCUGGGCCAUCUGAGUCGUCGCAUCAAGAAGCUGAACCUCAAGCACAAUCGCUUGACAUCGGCCAAGCUGUUGAAGCUGCCGCAGCAGCUGCAGGUGCUCAACUUGCAGCAUAAUGACAUCACAACGCUGCCCAUCGAGUUGACACACUUGCAACAUCUGCAGCAGCUGGAAUUGGGACACAAUAAUAUCAAUUGCUCAUGCCGCACCCUGGAGGUGCGCAAUUGGCUGCAGGAGCGUCAUGUGUAUAUGGAGAAGCCGGUCAUCUGUAGCUUGCCAGCGGAGGCGCAUGGCAAAUCCUGGCUGCAACUGAAGCAAUCGGACAUUUGCGAAAAGGAGCAACGCGGCUGGUAUGCCACGGAUGUCGAUGAGAACGAACUGAUGAUGGGCGAUCAGCCACUGCCCGAUUCCAAUGAAAAGGACGAAGAGGAACAGGAACUGGGCAAAGACUAUCUGGUCAUCGAUGGUAAGAAAGCGGUGAAGACACCAGAGCCGCCACCGGUUGUGGAGAGCGAUGUUGAGGGUUCUGGCGAUUUGACUGAAAUGAAUAUGGAACUGGUUGCCGCUCAACAGGCUUCGGAGCAGGUGCCCGUUGUGGCCGAAGAGCCGAAGACACAGGAAUUGGUGGGUCUGCCACAGCACGACGAAUCAGAAAACGAAGAAGAUGAGGAUGGUUCCGGCAGCGGCGGCGGUAUGUUGAUUAUACCACACAUUGUCUCGACACACGUCCAUACAGAUGACUUUGAGCCGCCAGCCUCCUCCGAAUCGGAGCAUGAAGACAACGACGACAAUUACGACAAUAAGCCAGUGGAGCAGCCGGCUCAGCCGUCGCCUGAUAUUUUCCAGAACAUUGGCAUCUUCGAGGAUGCUAACAAGGGACAACCGGACGAGGUUAGCGAGGAGACAAUUGUGCCUGUGGUGCAGACUAAGCUCGAUACAGGAGCACCAGGCGAUGUGGUCACAGACGGUCCCAUUGACACGGAUAAGACCUCGGACGACAUACUCUCUGCCAAGAUCGGUAAGAAGGAUGACAACAAUGCCAUUUACUUCCUGCUGGGCGUUAUUGCUCUCAUUGUGCUGGGACUCAUACUCUUCGUGGCCAUCAAGCGCUGCAAGUACAACAGCAAUGCGGCGGCACGCGAUGCCGAGGCACAGCGUCAGACCGAGCUGCUGGACAUGGAUAAGAAGAAUUUGGGCAAGCCCCUGGCACGCAACGGUCACGAGCAUUCGCCGUUGAUUGGUGAGAAGACCAAGCUGGAUGAUGCACAGAUUGUGAAUGGAUCAGGCAAAAAGCCGUACGAUAGCAAAGAUGGAGCUGGACAACAGCCGCUGCUCAAUGGCAAUGGCACAGCCAAUGGCGAUGCCAAGGAGGUGCCAACCAUCAACGAGCCCGUUGGUGCAGAUGCAGCACCACAUGAAUACUAUCCAAUUACACCACGUUAUCCCACACCACAAUCUCCGCGUGCCUCCAAAUACGCGCAGCAUCCACCACAGGGCGAUUCCAAUGAGCAGAACAACAACAAUAACAACAAUGAGCCGGAUGGUUCCUAUUUGCCUUCCUCGCCAAAAUCGGGCCGCUACUCGCCCGUCUAUUCACCGGAGACUGGACGUGUCAAGAUCAAGCUAACGGAGACGCCCAAGCCGAAGACUCCGAUGCUGGUCACGCGCAGCAAAUCCAAUGCUGGCGAUAUUAUCACAACGCCCGUUCAGGGUGGCGGCUAUUUGGAGCCGACGCAUCAGGUCAAUGGCAUUGCCUCACACUGAGUUAGGCACGCCCCAGACAAAAAACCCCUCUCCACCCUCCAUUCUCUUUCCCAUCAGCUGACAGCCAUGUGUCAGGCGUGAAACGUGACAGACAAGUGCCAAGCGAUAACACCAACAGCAGCCAAGAAGAAGAAGAAGAAGAAGUAGAAGAUGAACGUGCGACAACAACAUUAGCAUUAAGCUAAGCUUAAAGUGUGGCAAUCGAUAAUCGAUAAAUGAUGAUCAUUAAAUAAUUAUCCAUAAUUUGAAAGUAAAUUUCGAUAAUUAUUAUCGAUUAUAGAUAGUCGGACAGCAGUAAAUGGUAAUCGGUAAGCGAUAAUCGAUAAUCAAUUAUUUAUGACUUGUAAACAAUUAUCGAUAAUUGCUAAUUGAUUAAGCCAGCAAUCGAGAAUCUAUACAAGAUUUUCGGUAAUCGAUUAUCCAUAAUAUGUAAACAUUUAUACGUAAUUGAUUUGAGUAAUCGAUGAUCGAUAAACGAUAGCGAUAACGGUGCUUUGCAUAACAAGAGCAAAAAACAAAACAAAUUUUGAGAAAACAGCAACAACAAAAACAACUAUUCGUUUUAAGCUCCCGCUUCCCCCUCUUAAAUAUAUUGUAACCAUUUUGUAGUUUUAGCAUUAAGUAAAUUAAUUAUACUUAAGCAUAAAUCUAGUUUAAUACCAAAGUUAAAAAAUAUCUUAAAUGUAAAUUUCCAGCUGCGCGAGAAGAAACAAAAAAAAACUAAAUAAAAAAAAUAAAAAUUUAAAAUUUUUUGGGCUGAUGACACUUUACAACACUAUUUUUUUCUACUGGCAAACUGCAUGUGCAUGUGCAUGUGAUGUGCACACACACACACACACUACUUAC